AUGCUGCCGGACGUGCCCGCCAUGCCACGGCUGGACGAGACGGUGAAGAGCACCGUCAACUCCAUGGUGGACAGCGUCUCCCAGCUCGUCCACCAGACCGCCGCCCCGCCGCCGCCCUCGGCGCUGCUGGCGCCCCCGGCGCCGCCGAAGCCGCCACCGGCCGCCGAGGCCUCGGGCUACUGGACCCGACCUCCGCCUCGCUUGUGUCCGCCGCCCGCCGCCAGCAUCGCACGGCAAGCGAAGGAGGCAGAACUGUUAUCUCCGCAGACAUUGUCCCCCUGGGUCCUACCCGCUGUGGAGAAAGUGGGUGCUCCCAGCGGCCCCAUGGCGGAGCACGAAGCGCAGCUGCUGGGCAGGUUGCUCCAAGGUCUGCAGGAGAGCAGUUUGUCGGUUCACGACGUGAUGGGAGUCAUGGAGUUGGACCUGAAGCGUCCCAACUACGGCGCCUCCCUCGCUGAGACCGUGGCGGCCCAGGGCUCCGCCACGCCGGUCGCCGGCGCCGCGCCGGUCGCCGCGGGCGCUGGAGAUGCUGCGGGCGCGGUCGACGCCUGCGCGCGGUGCCGAGUCUUAGAGCGACAGAUCCAAGCCUUGGCGCAGGCCUUAGCAGGACUCGGCGCACGGGUCUUCAACUGGACCGCUUCUGGCCUUUCACUCAGGUCGCAGAAGACUUUCCUUUGGGACAUGACUCAGCAAUACCUGCAGCCAUGUGCUCACUUGGAUGGCCGCCUAGCAGAGACAUGCUCCUCGCUGGCAGCCGCCCUCAAACGCGACUCGCGGAAGGUGCCACUGGCAGCACCAGGAGGACAUGGUUUGACCAGCUCCCCCCGCAGAGAUGAGCAGCCCAGACCAGGCGCCAUGGCAGCGCCCGUGACUGAAGAGGUGCUUGUCUCUUUCAAAGCCACCUCUGAAGCAAAGAAGCUCAACGGCGUCUACCGGCGCCGGACGGAUCUCCAGGUGAAUGGGCGCCCGGUCUAUUGCAAUGGCAAUCGGCACCUCCUUUUCAUGGCCGAUGGUGCUUGGGUCAUCAAAGAAGGUCCCAGCAGCGAGGAGGGGGCCUACGCGGGAGGACUCAGAGGCACAAGAGCCGUUUGGUGUUCGAAGACCCUGGCAGACCUGGUGGACUGCACCCCGUCCUCUUUUCCUUCGCCCCGCGGGCCGCCGGCGGGUCCUGGUCGGAACGCGACGGACGAGGUCAUGGAUGACCGGGACGGCUUCGUGGUGGAACGGGAGGGGCUGGUGAGGGAAACCAUCAGUGGCGCGAUCUUCUUCGCCCGAUUUCUUCGCCGAAACUGCACCGUGCCAAGCAACACCCUGUCACCAGCUUCGAUCGAGAAAGCCACACCGCCUGAAACCUUGGAGCUUGUGCAGAUCGCUGCGGCGGUGUGGUGUGGUGUGGCGGGAAGCCGCCGCUCUGUGUCGUUCGCUCACGACGAGCGUCGUUCGCACGCGGAGCAGGUGGAGUUGCGCGUGUCGCCGAAGAAGAGGUGGAUGCUGGAGCCAGCAAUUGGCCCAGUGGAUGACCAGGAUGCUUUUAGGCUCGCAGGUCGUGGUGUCUCACUGACACCAGCCAAUGGCGCCGAAGUCUUCACCGAACAGGUGAUUUCGGAGGACAUCUUCGAAGGCUAUCUCCAGGCCCUGCGCAAGGCCGCAGACGCUUGGCAGCGCGAGGCCGCAGACCCGCGCGAGGAAUGCUGCUUUUAUGGUGACGAGCCACAGAGAGGCCCCAGUGGCCCCAGCGGCCCGCCGGACCACGACGACUUCCAGAUGAUGUCACCCACCUCUCUGGCCAACCUCAACGCCCAGACGGAAAGCGCACGGGAGGUGCCGGGCAGCGCCAAGGUCUAUGGCUUCAUCGACUUCUCGGAGUGCAAUGUGGCCUCCCACAUGCCGAGUGAGAGCCCUUCCAGGCAGACCUCAGCGUGUGAUGAUUUGAAAGCAGCGCUGCAGGAGGCGCAGGAUCAGGUCGCCACGCUGACGCGAAAAUGCCAGGUGCUUGAGGCCGUGACACGCAAGGUACACUGCUGCAGGUCCGGCGCCUUUGUCAGCGCUUGGCGCAAGAUCCGGAGACUGCACCAGAAGCAGCCGACGUGGUGA
Messenger RNA from Durusdinium trenchii, 2094 nucleotides. The record is from the annotation of a GenBank genome assembly. Lineage: Eukaryota; Dinophyceae; Suessiales; Symbiodiniaceae.